Ricinus communis (castor bean) is the source of this 1141-nucleotide messenger RNA. Its product is annotated as flowering-promoting factor 1. The transcript has a single exon. The coding region runs from base 135 to 521 and encodes 128 amino acids. The record is from RefSeq and is a predicted model, not a curated record. NCBI's taxonomy places the organism in Eukaryota, Viridiplantae, Streptophyta, Magnoliopsida, Malpighiales, Euphorbiaceae. Gene Ontology annotation, biological process: regulation of flower development.
UGUUUGUACUCUUCCUCCGUCUAUAAAUACAUCCUAAACAAACAUCCCUUCCACUCUUUAACUCUACAACAUAUAUUCUUGGCCCUUCUCCCCUCUCUCUUUCUCUCUGUGUCUUCCUUUUCCUCUCUACAGCAAUGUCUGGUGUGUGGAUAUUCGACAAGAAAGGAGUAGCACGCCUGAUAACCAACCCUACAAGAGAAUCCUUCGAGCAGAAAGAGCCACCUUCUCCAGGCACAGCAACAGCACCAGGUGCUCGACCAAGGGUUCUCGUCUAUCUCCCAACAAACCAGGUCAUCCGCUCCUACUCUGAGCUCGAACAGCGGCUUAUCGAACUGGGGUGGACUCGUUACAGUGGAUGCAGCCAGCACAACAACCUCAUCCAAUUCCACAAAUCUGACAACUCCGCCCAUCUAAUCUCCCUACCUAACCGUUUUGCCAACUUCAAGUCUUUCCAUAUGUAUGAUAUUGUUGUCAAGAAUCAUUCCUUCUUUGAAGUUCGUGAACCUGUGGCUAAAGAUUGAUCCCUACUUCAUUAAUUUAAUGUUCACUACGUACUAUCCUUGCAUUAGGGAAACAUGAUAUACACCCAUCAUUCUAUAUAUAUAUAUAAAUAUAUAAUUUAUGCUUCUGUUCUAGUUUGGGGCACUUUUCUUGAAACUUUAGGUGGGGUUCCUUCUGCUUACUCAUUUUUACAUUCUUUUUCCUUUUUAAGGAUGUGAAUUAUAUGAAGACCAUUUCCUUGCUGUUUUCUCUUUGUUUUUUCUUUUACAUAUAAGAAGAUAUUUUCCUUGCAGUUACUGUUUGUUGGUACCACAUUACAUGCAUUUGGGAUUUUCUUUCUUUCUUUUUAAUUCUUGAAAGUUAGUAAAGGUCAUCAAGCUGUAGCUAAACUCUUUGUUUCUAGAUUCUGUUUGAUCAAUUGAGCAAAUAUAUAUUUGAUUUUAAUAGUUUUGGAUUCAUAUUUAAUCAUUAGGUAGAAUCUUUGAUCAAUAUGUCUUGCGAUUGAAUGAUUUAACAAUACACAGCGUAAAAGACUUAAUCAUUCCACUCAUAAGUUUAAGCUAUUGAAUGUAAUGUUAUUGGAUCAUCUUAAUAAUUAUUUAAAUUUCAUUACAAAUAUAUAUAUUUCAAGGAUGAACAU